UCUCGUAAAUACUACACAUAAUAUGGCAGCUUUGUUUGCUUGUACAAAAUGUCACACUAGGCAUCCAUUUGAAGAAUUAUCUCAAGCCGAACAACUGUGUAAAGAAUGUCGAAGCAAUUUCCCAGUGGUGAAGUGUACUUACUGUAGAGCAGAGUUCCAACAAGAAGACAAGAGCAAUACCAACUCCAUUUGUAAAAAGUGUGACCAGAAUGUCAAAGUCCAUGGAAAGCCUUCAGUAUGUGAAUAUUGUAAUAUUCUUGCUGCUUUCAUUGGAAAUAAGUGUCAGAGAUGUGCCAAUUCAGAACGAAGAUGGGGCCCACCAUUAACUUGUGAACAGUGUAAACAGAAAUGUGCAUUUGACCGCACAGAUGGAACAAGGAAAAAGGUUGAUGGGAAGCUGUUAUGUUGGUUAUGUACUCUAGCUUAUAAACGAGCACUAGCGAAGGCAAAACAACGAAAAGAUGAGGACAGAAAAAAUCUAGGAUCUCUGAGGCAAGGGAAAGAAAAAUCUGAUAAGGCAGAAAAAUUGUUUGACAGUAUUGUGGGUAAAAAUAACAGCAAGCAGGAAGAUAGCUCAAAACAUGACAGUGGUGGAAGUACAAGUAGUCGUCAUAGCAACAGCAGUCAAGGCGAUAGAGUGUCCAAUGGGAGUGACAAGGGCGUCUCAGAAGGACAGGAAGGUGCUGCUUCUAAGGAAACACCUCAAAAAAGUCACAAACAUCAUCAUCACCAUCACCACCAUCAUCAUCACAAACAUUCAAGGUCCAAAGAUCAUCGGCGGUCCCACUCAGCAAAAUCAAAAUCAUCUCAUAAAUCCAGUCACUCAGACACAUCAUCUCAAACACCUCCCACCAAGAAAGCUCGAGUGGAGAUCAGCAGUGCCAAUGGAAUGACCCCAACAAAAAGCAGUAGUAGUUUCUCCAUGAGCCUUUCCUCGAGUCUGUCCAUGCUGAACGCCAGUAGUGCCACAGAUAAAGUGGAUGACCCUCACAGCUCUGAGCAUCUCAUUGCCCUACAACAACUACAGGACCAGCUGGACGCCAUGCGUAAACAACUCCAGGCCAAGGAUCAACAACUACUGGAAAAGGACAAGCAGAUCAAUGAACUCAAAGCGCAGGCUUACGAAGCUGAGAAAGAGUCUCGACUUAAGAUUCAGACCAUCCACAAACAUCAUGCUGGCACACUGGAGUCUCUCACGACCAAGAAUGCAGAACUGAUGAAACAAAUAAAAGAAUUAAAACCAGCCAAAGGAAAGAAUAUACGUUCCUGAUUAGAAGAAUGUUCUAGGACAUGAGAAAAUUAAUUGCGGAAGCAAAGAUCUGUACAAAAAUACACUGCACUAUAUUUCUUAAUAUUCCCUCUUGUAUCAUGUAUUUGUUUAAAACUUGUGUUUCAUUUGUGAAUGCUUCAUUAUUGUGCUGAAGAUAAAACUUUGGGAACCGGGGACAUAUCUCCAUGAUAGAUUUUCUUACACAGGGAUAUGUUUGGUUGUGUUUGCUUUAAUUGUCAGUCUUAAAAUAUAUUAAAUAAAUAUAUAUCAAAAAAAAGUUAUUUGCCAAUUUCUUUUCAUCAUCUUUAAUCAGACAAUGGGAAUUUAUUAAUUUUUUUUAAUUUAUUUUUUUUAUCGAUAGUUAUACACAAUAUCUUCAAUUUUGUGGGGUAUGGGUUUGAUCAGUCCCUAACUUGAUCUUUUAAACGCAGGUAUUAAUGUAUAUUCUUCAUGUAAACAACCAAAACCAUAAUCAUCAUAUCCUUCACUCAUUUCAUAAUUCAAAGAAUCAGCCAUAUAAUGGAAGAUUAAAAACAACAAAAUUCUUUGAAUUUAAAAAAUGCCAAAAUAUUGAUUUUUUUUUAAACAUUUUGUAAAAUAAA
Molecule: messenger RNA, 1872 nt
Organism: Ylistrum balloti
Lineage: Eukaryota; Metazoa; Mollusca; Bivalvia; Pectinida; Pectinidae
Product: protein FAM76B-like
Exons: 9
Coding region: 23-1270 (415 amino acids)
Source: RefSeq, a predicted model, not a curated record